Mucor mucedo is the source of this 1534-nucleotide messenger RNA. RefSeq lists its product as uncharacterized. The record is from RefSeq and is a predicted model, not a curated record. NCBI's taxonomy places the organism in Eukaryota, Fungi, Mucoromycota, Mucoromycetes, Mucorales, Mucoraceae. Gene Ontology annotation, biological process: protein transport. Gene Ontology annotation, cellular component: cytoplasm. The coding region runs from base 229 to 1314 and encodes 361 amino acids. The transcript is spliced from 6 exons.
CGGAACGCAUAUUAUUGUACGUCUUGUGUAUACUAGGCAAAGUGAUAUUGAAUCUUACAGAGAGAAUCCUUGUAACAAGAAUUAGAAUCAAGGUAAGGAAGGCUAACUGCUCUAAAGUCUUAUAACACAGAAGGGCUUACAAGUUUCUUCUCUUAGUUUCGUGCUGAAGAAAUAGCCACAGUUAAAAUCGAUGAGGGAACGGAUGGCCGAAAUGAAUGGAUCCAUGAAAUGAUUACAACAUUUUUCGAGACAGAAUGGAAGUUACAUGGUCAAGAAGCCUCUCCUUAUUCACAAAGUGCUUGGGAUGAGAUUGAACCUGGUCACUACGAAUAUCCGUUCGCAUUAAAGUUUCCCAACGUGAAUUAUCCACCAUCCAUGGAAGAACCUGCUGGAUUUGGGAUUCGAUAUAUUUGGACAGCACAGGCCGACGGCCCAGCACUUCAAUCUGGAUUGAAAAGUAGAGAAUAUAUUACACCUUACAGGCCUGUCAUUGUGUCUAUUGCAGACAAGGAGUGGGUUUACAAGACAACGUUGAUGAAGGAUAAAAAGCAGGCAUUAGCAGAAGUACAAGCCAAACUAUAUAAACAGACAUACUGUCCAGAUGAACCUUUCAAGAUGCAGCUGAACAUGAUGACUUUACAAUCUGAUGCAAAAAUUAUUAACGUAAGCUAUCGUUUCCGCAAACAUCAUGAGGGAAAGAUGCUAGUUCAACAAGGAACAGCGUUCCAGGAGAGUAUUCGAACGGUGCUGGAUGGUACAGUGACGCUUAAUAUGAAUGAUCUGACACAAUUAUCGGAGACUAUUCAAUUUGAUGUUCCUACACGACUUGUAUCACCUUCAUUCAUAUCACGUCAUACUCGUGUCCACUAUGAUUUAUUUUUCCAAGUAACCAUUGAACAAGGCCACAUUUUCAAGACAAAUAACAUUACCGAAUUUUCUAUCCCGAUCACCAUUGCCAAUUUACCGUUUGACCAAUUAUUACGUAUUCCUGAAUUAACAUCUAUCCAAUUCUAUCGUAAUUCUCAAGAAUGUCCAUUGUUCUUUGAUCCAAACUUGGAAGAACCACCUGCACCUCAAGGUCUACCGAGUGAACUAGUGGGUCCUCUUACAGCUGCUCUCAUGAGUCCCAAUUCAUCCAAUGAAGAGCAACCACCCAGUUACUUUAGUUUACCGGAACUACCUCCACAAUUUGAAUUAAGAAAAGAGAGAAAGGAACGGACUGUGUAUAUGACGAGACUUGCAAGAGGAGGUUAUCGUGCUUUAGAACUGGGUGAUGCCACCAUCAUCCCUGGCUUAUAUGAUGAGGAUUGGUAAAAUAAUAAUAAUAUAAUGAUCGUGUUACUGAAAUGUAUAAAUUUUUUUUUUCUUGUUUUUAAUAAAUAAUCACAUAAUAAUAAAUAGAAUCCAUGAUUUUUUUUCUUUCUUUUUUUUUUUUUUUUUUUUAAUUACACAUUAUUGCCAUCCCCAGACUUCCUUGACCCAUUGUCCUAAAUCCAUGUGAACAUGUUCCCAUUUGGUGAUAAAAGGAUGUUGU